Molecule: messenger RNA, 1360 nt
Organism: Exophiala viscosa
Lineage: Eukaryota; Fungi; Ascomycota; Eurotiomycetes; Chaetothyriales; Herpotrichiellaceae
Exons: 1
Coding region: 279-1175 (298 amino acids)
Biological process (GO): heme oxidation
Molecular function (GO): heme oxygenase (decyclizing) activity
Source: RefSeq, a predicted model, not a curated record
GCGAAAGGUCCAAGCGAAGAUUCCCUUGUUCUGGUUCCCAGGCAAAACGUGACAGACGCGUCCGAUGCCACUCAUCACUCACUCAUUGAUUAUCAUUUCAUUGUUCUUUUAUCUCAAUCUCGUAUUGUUUGUCUCGAUCCAGUCUCUACCGCAGUCUCGGGUGAUGGUAUAAGGAGUGGACUGCGUCGGCAAUUGUUCGCCAACAACACCUUAAUGCCACUGAAUAGGAAGACAUCAAAAUAUCCUAACCUCGUAAAGCACAAGCACACACGCCUCGAAUGGACUCCAGCCCGGACAGCAACGGGCGGCCUGCCCUGCCGGUCGAGCUGCACGCUGCAACUCGAGAGAAGCACCAUGCGCUAAACACUUCAAUCAUGGCACGACUACCACUUUGCUUGCCACCGAGUACAAACACGCGACUUCUCUAUGCCAAAGGCAUGACCGUGUAUGGCCAAAUAUACUUCGCCUUUGAGCAAUUCCUAGAGUCGUCACUUGCCUCAGCCAAUCAGGAUCCUCGACUCCGAGACAUCUAUCAGAAGAUCUACUUUCCCUCUCUUAUCAGAACGACCAGACUACGGCAUGACCUCGACGCCUUGAAGUCGACACUGGACGAGCAUCUCGCAGAGGAAGUCGAUCAACUGGUGAAAGAUUCGCAGGCCUUCUUCUCAGGCGUUACCGCCUCCUUGUCCGAGAAGCCACACGUGCUACUGUCCUACGUAUGGGCUAUGUAUCUCGCUCUUUUCAACGGUGGUCGUUGGAUUCACCGACAGCUUGCAUCAGCAGGAGCAGAAUUCUGGGGCAACAAAACACUUCCCCUGUCGUUUUGGGGUUUCGAGAAAAACGACGACUGUGGUAUGGACGGCGAAAACCUCAAGGUUCAGUUCAAGACUGCAUUUAUGGAGGCGUCUUCGCUCUUGACGGAUGCGGAGAGGGACGAGGUGAUCGAGGAGACAAAGAAGCUUUUCGACAUGUGUUCAAAGAUGGUGCUUUACUUGGACAACACGAAGUCAACUGAGCCUUUGGCGCAGUCAAGCGACACCGAGCCUGUUCUUUCUGGGCUUUCCACUUCGACUCUUUCGAUGGCGACGCUUUGGGGUUACGUAGCCUCCUCUUUUGCGGCGUUGAGGCCAGGGUACAAGUCGGCGUGGGAGCGCAGAGUUGCGAUGGUGGAUUGAGCCUCCAUCCUCCAAUGCUGACUAGCCAAAACGACGCGUGGCAGCUAUGGACAGAACUACUCACUCACUCCUGUCGGGUAUGAACAUCGACUCCGAAAAAGAACACGUUGGAAUCGACAAUACAGCGACAUCCACCUGCGCUUUGCACAAGGAAGACCUGAGAUUCGACGUCCCAUGGUCCCAGU